AAUGGUGUGCAGCUAGACGAGCCUGUGCAGCCAUCUCAAAGAAGAGAGCUUGAUCAGUGCAGCAACAAUGAGGUGCCACUGAGCUUCCUGGUUGCUUUAAGACACCUGAGAAGCCACCUGAAGCCACUGCCUACCUCAUCUCUUCACAACAAGUGGACUUAAAGACUCGCCCAAAGGGGACUCAGAUAAAGGGGGCACUGACACUAGUGACGGUGUUCAAAAAGCCACAAGAAGUGAGGUCCGAACUGAUUUUCUGUGCCCAGUGGAUGUCUCCAAACUCCAGCCAUGGGAGAAUGGACCAUCCUAGAGCGCCUCCUGGAGGCUGCUGUGCAGCAGCACUCCACUAUGAUUGGAAGGAUCCUUCUCACCGUAGUGGUCAUCUUCCGCAUUCUGAUCGUGGCCAUUGUCGGGGAGACAGUGUACGAGGACGAGCAGACCAUGUUCAUCUGUAACACUCUGCAGCCGGGCUGCAAUCAGGCCUGCUAUGACAAAGCCUUCCCCAUUUCCCACAUCCGGUACUGGGUCUUCCAGAUCAUCCUGGUGUGCACGCCCAGCCUCUGCUUCAUCACCUACUCCGUGCACCAGUCGGCCAAGCAGAAAGACCGGCGCUACUCUUUUCUCUACCCCAUCAUGGAGAGGGACUAUGGGGGAAGGGACGGGGCGCGGAAGCUCCGCAACAUUAACGGGAUUCUAGUUCAACACGGCGGAGACGGUGGAGGGGGGAAGGAAGAACCGGACUGCCUGGAGGUGAAGGAGAUCCCAAAUGCCCCACGUGGCCUCACUCAUGGAAAGAGCUCUAAAGUGCGCCGACAAGAAGGGAUCUCGCGCUUCUACAUCAUCCAGGUGGUGUUCAGGAACGCCCUGGAGAUCGGUUUCCUUGCAGGCCAGUACUUCCUUUACGGCUUUAGCGUGCCCGGGAUCUUCGAAUGUGACCGCUACCCAUGUCUGAAGGAAGUGGAGUGUUACGUGUCUCGCCCCACGGAAAAAACAGUGUUCCUGGUGUUUAUGUUUGCAGUGAGUGGUAUCUGCGUAGUUCUCAACCUGGCCGAGCUCAACCAUCUGGGCUGGCGCAAGAUCAAGGCUGCCAUCAGGGGUGUUCAGGCCCGCAGGAAGUCGAUCUGUGAGAUCAGGAAGAAGGACAUGGCACAUCUGUCCCAGCCGCCCAAUUUGGGUCGCACACAGUCCAGUGAAUCGGCCUAUGUCUGAUGGAAAAAGAAGAGGAGUAGGGAUGAAUGUGCAAGAGAGAAUGAAUUUAUUAUGAAUUUUAUUUAAUAAAGAUGGUGAGGUCAAAGAGACGACCUUUCCUCUGUGCUGAUGGAAUGAAAGAGAAUGUAAAGACCAAAACUCUGGCUCGAAGACUUUAAGAGUCAUGAG
Messenger RNA from Cheilinus undulatus (humphead wrasse), 1374 nucleotides. It is a transcript of the gene gjd1b, whose product is annotated as gap junction delta-2 protein. The record is from RefSeq and is a predicted model, not a curated record. Bases 286 to 1206 code for a protein of 306 amino acids. The transcript is spliced from 2 exons. NCBI's taxonomy places the organism in Eukaryota, Metazoa, Chordata, Actinopteri, Labriformes, Labridae. Gene Ontology annotation, biological process: cell communication. Gene Ontology annotation, cellular component: connexin complex.